Messenger RNA from Physcomitrium patens, 867 nucleotides. RefSeq lists its product as uncharacterized. NCBI's taxonomy places the organism in Eukaryota, Viridiplantae, Streptophyta, Bryopsida, Funariales, Funariaceae. The record is from RefSeq and is a predicted model, not a curated record.
CGGCUUCGUCACCUUCCAUUUCCCAUUUGAAGCUCUGCUCGUCUGUAGCUUGAUUACAGUGACUGCGUCUUCAACCUCUCCCCCGGCGCUCGAAACCGGCAACAUUCUUCUACUUUUACCAUUAUCGCGGCGGAAUCUGAUACUUGACCCAAUUUGAUGCGGUGGUUUCGAGGAGCAUUGCUGUUUUGAGGACUAGCAUUGGCGCUAUCCAUCCGUAAUGACGGCGAAGGUGCACGACCAGGACAUGGACCAGGACUUCGCCGAGAUUGACAUGAUUUUGGAACAAGCGCAGCUGGAGCUUCACAAGGACCGUUGCCGAAAUCGCAAACUUCGGCGGAACAUGAACCUGUCGGUCAUUCCCGAGAAUUUUGCUCACGUGCCCUCGAAUGAGGCCACCCUGCCCCCAGCGUCGCUAGACGUGUUGCAGCCAGAUUUUGGAAUCAGAGAAGGGCACAAGCGCCCUAACCAUAGGCUACAAGUACUGAGCUGCAUUGCGCCCAUGAGGUGGCUCAGAGCAUACAUGAGCUGCGUAAUGGCGGCGCACGACGGCAACUACGACGUGAGGAGAGCGGUGAAGGGUUGCAGCAUGAUGAGCGGGCCCGAUUUUGCCUUCUCCCCUGCUCGUCCUCCACAACACCAAGUUGGUUAUGGCGACUGAUGAGUGUCCACAGCGAUGCGAUCACUUUUUUUUUGAUUGACAAAUCCCAAUUCAGUCAUCACUGACAAAGACAUAUGCGAAUCCUAGCUUUCAGUUCAGUAUUUCAAGUUGUAGCAAUUCUGGUUGCGACAUUCUGUACAAGGGCCCGCGAAUUCAUGGACCGUUGUAAAUAAUUCGAAAACUUCCUCACAACAAUAUUCUUUAGGGUA